CCCAGAGAUAGUUUAAUGGUAGAAGUGGUAGAGAAUAUAAGUACCAGAGGAAGCAUUCUCUCGGGCUUGGCCGCAAACGAGUCGCAGGUGAGAGGCUCUCGUGCUUUCCGCACUUCUAAUUCAAGCUUGAGAAGGAAACAAAUGGCUGCCCACAAGAUCGCACACGCCACUCUGAAGGGACCGAAUGUAGUCAAAGAGAUCUGCAUUGGCAUCACGCUGGGCAUUUUUGCUGGUAGCAUGUGGAAGAUGCAUCACUGGAAUGAACAGAGGAAGACAAGAGCCUUCUAUGAUAUGCUCGAAAAGGGCCACAUAAGUGUUGUUGCUGCUGAAGAAUAGAUUACGUCUUUCUCACUUUUUGAAGGAUGUUUAAUUUGACAGCUUUUUUCUCUCAAACGUUGAGGGGAAUCAUAUGAAUUGAUUUGAUUUGAUUUGAUUUGUAGUUGGCCAUCGAAUAAGUUCAAGUCAUGGAUUCUGAGAAACUGUACACACUCUUUUUGAAUUUGACAAGGGGGACUGCGGACUCGCCAAAUGAACUAUGGUCAUAAUUUUGGUAUCAUUUCAUGAUUUU
Elaeis guineensis (African oil palm) is the source of this 568-nucleotide messenger RNA. Its product is annotated as cytochrome c oxidase subunit 5C. The record is from RefSeq and is a predicted model, not a curated record. NCBI's taxonomy places the organism in Eukaryota, Viridiplantae, Streptophyta, Magnoliopsida, Arecales, Arecaceae.